Molecule: messenger RNA, 883 nt
Organism: Physella acuta
Lineage: Eukaryota; Metazoa; Mollusca; Gastropoda; Physidae
Product: dynein light chain Tctex-type 5-B-like
Biological process (GO): microtubule-based movement
Cellular component (GO): cytoplasm; cytoplasmic dynein complex
Molecular function (GO): dynein intermediate chain binding
Source: RefSeq, a predicted model, not a curated record
ACAAUGUCAACAGAACCGCUCACGCUGAAAGCCAUUGAACACCACGAUAAAGUCCAUCCAAGGCUGUCUCUCUCCAAACACAAGGCCUCAAAGGAUGGGCUGAGCAGUCAAAAAAAUCGAUCUCGACUCAUGAGCCGGAGCGAAUCGAACAGAUCAAUAUCCAACAGCCAGCAUGAGCUGUCCGGUCGAUCCCCAGAGAGACAGCUGUCAAGGUCAUCUCUGACCAACACUAGACCGUCUGCCGGACUAUCCGUGUUCCGGCUUAUCGCCGCCGCACGGGCCUGGAAAAAACUCUCACAGAAACGAUGUCCGGUGCCGGAGACGCCAAAAAUCCGUUACGAGAACACGUUUCGGCUGCAACCGGACCCCGACCGGACAUUCAAAGCGGAUAAAAUUAAACCUGUAAUCAACGAUAUACUGAAGAGGUACCUGCGUCAUUUUAAAUACACACAAGACGGAUCGAAGCAGAUGUGCUUGGCCAUUUCUUCAGAGGUCAAAUCAAGGGUCAAAGGUUUUGAUUUUCCCCGGUAUAAAAUCGUCUGCAAUGUUAUAAUUAUGCAGAACAAAGGUCAAGGUUCGGAGAUUUGCAGCCGAUGUAUUUGGAGCCCGGAAACCGACUCCUUCGCGUCUGAAACUUUCAAAACUGGACACAUAAUCUGUGUAGUCAGCGUGCAUGCCGUGUACUUCGAGUGACGGGGAUCUAGGUCAUGGGCUAUUUUUAGAAUUUAAUUAGAGAAGCGGCGAUAAACUUGAACUCUGGUUGAAAGCCACGAGAGGAGAGUUGACCUUUUGACGAACUGACCGGCCACUUAAUUAGCUGACAAGUAUGUAAGCAGUUGACCUAGUUUUAGCUGUCAGCAAACGUGAAAGUUGAGUCGUACAG